AUGAGCUACUUGAACUGAGUGAUAGCGACUCAUGUGACAAUUUGUCUUCAGACACCGACAGUGAAGACAGUGGCGAAUCUGAGAUUGACGUGAGUGAUCUGCUCAUGUGGUGCACUAUUGAUUGCGGUACGCCAGCGCCACCAAGAUUUCCGUUUACCGGCACGCACCUGGUAUGAAAGUCCACAUUGAAGGUGACAACCUCUCGUCGUACUUAGAAUUGUUUCUGACUGAUGAGGUUAUUGAAAUUAUCGUGACGGAGACAAAUAGGUACACAGUGCAACAACUAGUUGCUCCACACAGCAGGUUUUCACGAAGCAGAAAGUGGGAACCUGUGACAAAAGAGGAC
Staurois parvus is the source of this 346-nucleotide messenger RNA. The record is from the annotation of a GenBank genome assembly. Lineage: Eukaryota; Metazoa; Chordata; Amphibia; Anura; Ranidae.